Messenger RNA from Paraglomus occultum, 849 nucleotides. Lineage: Eukaryota; Fungi; Glomeromycota; Glomeromycetes; Paraglomerales; Paraglomeraceae. The record is from the annotation of a GenBank genome assembly.
AUGGAACUAACGCUCCUAUGUUACAUAUGCACUUUAGUUUUAUCAACAGCUAUACCUCUGAAAGAUGUCUCUUCAACCUCAAUAACUGUUGCAGAGUCCAACACAACUCCUUCAUCAGAGCGUUUUGCCGUCACGGUCUCCCGUAUAGACGACCUACUUGAUGAUGAUGGUUCACUUGUUGCAGAACGUCUUAUGUCUGUAAUAAUGUCAUUCGAUCUUCAUGACAAUGAGCUUCUUCUCAACGGAGUACCGAUUACACUUGGCGCACAGUCAAUAGAAGUUAUCCAGGCUGAGGUUGCCAUUACUUCUCAGGAGAAAGUCGAUCUCGAUAAACAGUUUGACAUUGGAUUAGUGACUGUUGAAGUUGAAUCUAAAGCAGAGGCUAUUCCGACAGAGGAUCCGAACGUUGUACUUAGAAGAAUUAAUAUCUCUACCAGAGUUAUAGAAAUCGAUGGACAAGAAGUCAUACAAACCGAAUCCACUGAGAAAAUCUUCGAAGUUAAGACCUAUGCAGUCUUCGAGGAUGAUGAUGAAGGAUUUGAAGCUAUUCCUUCCGACUCUUUAUCUGUCAAACAAAGUUUAUGUGGAUCGCAUGUUUUUUCCAAGAUUGAGCGCUGGUGGCGUAGGACUUCUCGGCUUACACGUAUUUUAAUCGGUUCAUUCUGCCUCACCUUUAUACUUAGUCUUCUCACUAUCAUCGUAGCAUACACUAUUGUCUUCAGUAAGGGUAAAAUGUGCCACCGGUCAUAUGAAUCGUUGGCUGAUGAGAUCAUAUUUGACCAAGUCAUCUACAUUGCUGAUGAGGAAAAGAAGGCUUUGAUGGAAAAGGAAGAGGAAAGUAAGAAGUAA